Molecule: messenger RNA, 1377 nt
Organism: Colletotrichum lupini
Lineage: Eukaryota; Fungi; Ascomycota; Sordariomycetes; Glomerellales; Glomerellaceae
Exons: 7
Coding region: 1-1377 (458 amino acids)
Biological process (GO): proton transmembrane transport
Cellular component (GO): proton-transporting V-type ATPase, V0 domain
Molecular function (GO): NAD binding; oxidoreductase activity, acting on the CH-OH group of donors, NAD or NADP as acceptor; proton-transporting ATPase activity, rotational mechanism
Source: RefSeq, a predicted model, not a curated record
AUGGCUCAGACACUCCUUUGGAUCGGCCUCGGCAACAUCGGCAGGGGUAUGUGUAAAAACAUUGCGGAAAAGUCCAAACUUGACAAACCACUCCUCAUCUACAACCGCACCACCAAGCGGGCCACGGAACUGAGCCAGAGCCUGCCCGCCGGUAAGACUCAGGUCGUCGAGGCGCUUGGGGACGCCAUCGCGCAGGCCGACAUCAUCUUCACAUGUGUCGCCAACGACCAGGCAGUAGAGGAAAUCUUCGCAACCGCAUCCCAGCAGAAACUUGAGGGCAAAGUCUUUGUCGAGUGCUCAACCAUAGCUCCCGGCGCUUCAGAAGCGGCCGCGAAGGCGGUGCUGGACAAGGGCGCCGAGUUCAUCUGCGCGCCCGUGUUCGGAGCACCCGCCAUGGUAGCAGCUGGCAACGCUACCUUGGUGCUUGCCGGGCCCAAGGCCUCGAUCGAGAAGAUCCGGCCCUAUAUCGAUGCCAUGGCGGCUCGCGAGAUCAACAUGGCUGACGAGCCGUACCACAAGGCGUCGACGUUGAAGGUGCUGGGUAACACCGUCAUCCUGGGCAUGGUCGAGCAGCUCGCUGAGACCUAUGUGGCUGCCGAGAAGAGCGGGCUCGGGACUGGCUACGUGAAGCAGUUUGUCGACGCCAUGUUCGGUGGCAGCCCUUACCCUGCGUACUCGGUGCGCAUGUUGGAGGGUGACUAUUACAAGAGGGAGGAACCGCUCUUCGCCGUUGAUUUGGCAAGGAAAGACGCCGGGCACGCCAUGGCUAUUGCCAAAGCCGCAGGGACACGGCUGCCAAAUAUUGAAAACGCCGAUAGGCACCUACAGAUUGUCAAGGAGCACGUAGGACCAUCAGGUGAUAUGGCCGGCAUCUACGGCGCCGUAAGAAAGGAAGCUGGCCUCAAAUCAAAGACUAAUGCACAACAUCAUGCUGGAAGACCAGGUGGAGAGACGGGAAUGACUAAGCACCAGCAACGGUCGAGCUGCCGGCUGCUCAGCCUUCCCAACGACGACAGAAGCAAUCGACGAAGCAGCACGACGACAUCAACGCGAAACCCGACAUACCUGCACAUCCACCAAAAUCACACCCUCUUCCGAAUCAAGCAGCAAAAAUGGCGCAAGGAGAACAAUAGGUACAGCAUCUUCGUCGGUCUCGUCAUCGUCGUCGCGAUGGGCGCUGGCGCAUGGUUCUUGUCUCCCAAGGGCGACACGCAGAUAGACACACAGCUGACCAUCAUCUACAGCAUCUGGAGAUCCUCCCUCCUCCUUGCCCUCGCAUGCUGCUAUCUCAUGUGGGCCAUCACGUUCCUCGCCCAACUUCACCCCUUGAUCGAACCCAAACGCAGCAACCUCCGAGAGAGCGCCGUGCACCAUUGA